AGAGCACACUUUCGACUGGUUGUGUAUUAAGCACUCGUCCUCACCAUGUCUCCCGCAUUUGGAUUAUUAUUUUUUGCUUGCGUUGGAUUAUUAUCAGGCGUGGCUACACUUCGUACUCCUAAUCAGGAUCUCAUGAUUCAAAUGGCCAGAGCACAUUUCAAAAACAUAGCAAAAAGUUUGUCCGAAUUGCAUCCAGGAGUGACGUUAUUCCCUGGAAUGCCAAAUCUCGCCAGUGUAAAUGGUAUCAGGUAUAGUAAAGAUUAUAGGUCAUGGCUACAUAGUCCAAAUAUUGUAAAUCAUGUAGCAGAUACAACUUCAUCUCAAGCGACUGAUACCAGUAUCUCAACAGAUUCUGACACAACUACACCAAACGUUAAUUCAAGUCCCUCACCAAGUCCUGAGGCUUCUUCGCAAGCUCCCGAAACCAGUCCAUCAAAAAGUUCUGACACAACUAUACAAUCCACUGAUACGAGUCAUUCAUCAAGUCCCGAGGCUUCUUCGCAAACUCCCGACACCAGCUCAUCAAUAGUUUCUGACACUACUGCGCAAUCCACUGAAGAUAGUUCCUCCCCUACCCCUAUUGUUUCUUCUUCCCAAGGUACACCUGCUACUGCUUCAACGAGCUCAGACACAACAACAGAAUUCAAUACUGUUAGUACCUCAUCUGAUCCUGCAACUGUUCCUUCGCAAUCCACUGACGCCAAUUCCUCUCCAAACACUGAUACUACUGCACAAUCCACUGACGCCAAUUCCUCCCCAAACACUGAUACUACUGCACAAUCCACUGAAGCAAGUCCCUCACCUGGCUCCUCGCAAAGCACUGAUACUAAUACACCAACGGGCUCAGUAACCACUACAGGAUCCACUGUUGUUAAUACUACACCUGUUCCUGAUACUUCUGUUUCACAAUCCACUGACACCAGUCCGUCGCCAAGCACUACUAACACUUCUGCGCAAUCGACUGAUGCCAGUUCUUCGUCUGACCCAGUCACCUCGCCUUCACCCUCACCGGAUACAAGUUCCUCAUCAAGUUUUGAUACAUCUUCUGCUGUAUCAGAUAUAUCCUCCUCUUCUUCUGAUAUAAGUUCAGAUUCAACUUCACCGACAGCAACUGAGCAAUCUACUAAUUCAGAUUCUCCAUCGCCAACAGCUGAAGUGAAGAGUUCAACUGCUUUUGAGACAAGUUCAGUAUCUCCAACUGUAACUGAAAGAGUUACAAGCAGUCCUCCUCCUUCGAAGACUAAAGCAUGGUCCUUGAAACUUGGCGUGGCGAUAACAUUUCUAGUAAUUGCUGUUGCAGCAGCAACAGUACUGAUUAUCUACACAUUCAAAGUUAAGAGAAGGAGGAUUCAUUAUGAUGAAUUAGUGCUCCUUCCGUAAAAAAGGAGUUUGUAAUGUAAUUUUCAAAAAUUAGGUUGUCACAAUAUCAUUGAAUAGAGAUAAAUUUGAAUAAUAUGGUUUUCUUUUGUAAGUAAAGCAUUAUUCCGUCUAUAUAUUAAAGAAUAGUUUUAGCAAGUGAAUGCACGCCUAUAAUGUUAAAAUAAUUAUUUAGUUCUUUGAAAAGCGGCAACUUUUGUCAGAUAGAUUGUUGAACAUUCUUCUACCAUAGAAAAAAACACCAGCAAAUCUGAAUGACAUGAUGAUUUUUUAAAUAACAUUCUCAUUACUAAGAAGCCAAAUAAAUUAAAUAUUGUUAACUUCAAUGUUGCCUUAUCUUAUAGCGUGGUUGUAUUUUAUUGUUUUAUAUAUCAUUUCAUAUGUUUUAUUUUAUUUAAUUUGAAAAUUGUUUUUGCAUCAUGGAUACUAUUCUCAUACUCAUUUUUAUUUUAUUCAAAAGCUCUUGUACAACUUUUGAGAUGGCAUUCCCCUAUGUAACUGCAUGCUCAUUAUGUUAUGAAAGAACAUUUUUCAUUAACAAAAAUUAAAUAAUGCUCAGUUUUAAUAAAUAAAUCAUUUUAAAUUAAAA
Molecule: messenger RNA, 1966 nt
Organism: Argiope bruennichi
Lineage: Eukaryota; Metazoa; Arthropoda; Arachnida; Araneae; Araneidae
Exons: 3
Coding region: 46-1380 (444 amino acids)
Source: RefSeq, a predicted model, not a curated record